UGACUCUCUGGACGGCAACUUGACUCCACGCACCAGGCGCAGCACCACAGUCUAUGACACUUAAACCAGGUUUCAGAAGUCUGUAUUUAUCAUCUAUCUCGAUCAGUUUAAAGGCGCUUCUACAGCGGUAAUUCUGCAGGGUGAUGAUGCUGAGCUCUAAACUGCUGACCCUGGUGCUGGUAGUGCAGCCUGGCCGGGUGUUAUUGGGCAUGAAGAAAAGAGGCUUUGGAGCGGGCAAAUGGAAUGGGUUUGGAGGGAAAGUCCAGACCGGAGAGACCAUAGAGCAGGCUGCCCGACGGGAGCUGCUAGAGGAAAGUGGCCUCACUGUUGACACCCUUCUCAAGAUUGGAAAUAUCAAAUUUGAGUUUAUUGGGGAAACAGAACUGCUCGAUGUCCACAUUUUCAGAGCUGACACCUAUAAAGGAGAGCCAACCGAAUCAGACGAGAUGAGGCCACAGUGGUUUGACACAGACAAAAUACCUUUCAGCCAGAUGUGGGCAGAUGAUGUCCAGUGGUUCCCACUGAUGCUUCAGAAAAAGAAGUUCUUGGGAUAUUUUAAAUUCCACGGUCAUGAUGUGAUAGUGGAGCAUAAACUGGAGGAGGUGGACGACGUUUGAUUGGGGUUUUUAAUACCAUUGAUGGACAUUGUCACUGUAUCAGUGGAAAUUAUCCAGCAAAAUCUGAUGUUCACAC
This is a messenger RNA of Rhinichthys klamathensis goyatoka, 693 nucleotides long. It is a transcript of the gene nudt1, whose product is annotated as nudix (nucleoside diphosphate linked moiety X)-type motif 1. Bases 144 to 617 code for a protein of 157 amino acids. Gene Ontology annotation, molecular function: 8-oxo-7,8-dihydroguanosine triphosphate pyrophosphatase activity. The transcript is spliced from 4 exons. The record is from RefSeq and is a predicted model, not a curated record. Gene Ontology annotation, biological process: DNA protection. NCBI's taxonomy places the organism in Eukaryota, Metazoa, Chordata, Actinopteri, Cypriniformes, Leuciscidae.